AUGGCAAUAGACUGUAUAGGGUUGAAACGGAUAGUAAUUGAAUGUACUCGAGUACUCGCCUUCAACUACUCGCGAGUACUCGAGUACUCGUCCUCGAGACUGCGUCUUUGUUUCAGAUUAUUCUCACGCAUAUGUUAUUCACGCAUUCACAACCUAGAGGAAACAUUAUGCGCGCUGUUAGAAGUCCACAAAGAGUCUCUUAUCACCAACCGGCCUGACCUACAAGGAAGUAAUGUAAAACUUUGUUGCCGAACUCUUACCCAAGAAACAGUUGUCCUGGACUGGGGCUCUGUGACCUUCUCUCCACAACUGAUAUCUCUUCCGCCGUCCGUGACCCCACAGAACACCAUCUCCGUCACUGUGACCACUCCGUGUACUUCCCCUGCUGCCGUCGUCACAUGGAGAUACCAACAGGGUGUGAGUAGCAUCCCUCCCAGCAGUACAUCUUCCACCCAAGGAUCAUGUCCAUCAGGUGUGGUCCAGACAACCAACACUCUGUCUCUACCAGGGAACACAGUCAGUCUAUCUAACUACUGUUUUGUGUUUACAGGGUGUGAGUGGCAUCCCUCCCAGCAGUACAUGUUCCACCCAGGGAUCAUGUCCAUCAGGUCCAGACAACCAACACCCUGUCUCUACCAGGGAACACAGUCUGUCUAUCUAACUACUGUUUUGUGUUUACAAGGUGUGAGUGGCAUCCCUCCCAGCAGUACAUCUUCCACCCAGGGAUCAUGUCCAUCAGGUCAGGUCCAGACAACCAACACUCUGUCUCUACCAGGGAACACAGUCAGUCUCUACAACAGGCAGGUGUCUCUCACUGUCAGUGUGGAACAUGACUCCUUCGAUCCCCCCACGUAUACAAAUCUGUCACAUCCAACCCCAUACAGUUUCCUGUCCCAGUUACCUCGGUGACACUGACAAACAUCAGUUCUGAUAAUGAGAAGAUAGCACUAAUGGCAGGUCAAUCCCUGACCUUGACCUGCGUAACCUCAGCCAGUUUUCCCACUUCUACUGUGACCUGGGCGACCUUGCCAUCAGGAACGACACCGACAGUUAGCACAGAGACGACAUCUGGUGUCCUGGUGAAAACAACAAGCUCCGUCACAUUCACUGUCAGUAGGAGUGACCAGGG
Haliotis rubra (blacklip abalone) is the source of this 1129-nucleotide messenger RNA. RefSeq lists its product as uncharacterized. The record is from RefSeq and is a predicted model, not a curated record. Lineage: Eukaryota; Metazoa; Mollusca; Gastropoda; Lepetellida; Haliotidae. The transcript has 7 exons. Bases 1 to 909 code for a protein of 302 amino acids.